CCGCGCUCGCGCUCAAAAAUAGCGCGCGCCAGUGUCAGGGCGCGCGCGCGCUGCGACCGCCCUGUGUUGGCGCGGUCGGAUGCCAGCCGCUGGGCGGUGCCGCCGGGGCGCGUCUCUCUCGGCCUGCACACGUCUGUGUCGCUCGGUCAGUGGAGGAGGCCGCGGCUGGUCCGUCCCCGUCCAGAGUCCGUCCCGCUCCGCUCCGACAGCGCGCCGCCAUGAGUGCCUCGCUGUACCCGGCGCUGGGGCGCCGUAACAACCUGCUGCGCUCCCUGCGCGCCGAGGCGGCCGUCGACCGCUCCUUCUACGACCCGGCCGUGGACCGUCAGACGCUCUACAGCCUGCCGCAGCGUGCCCGCUUUUGGCCCGGCUCGGACACCCUGUACGGCGACGAGUGGCAGUACUGGUACGGUGACAUCGCCAUCCCGGAGGAGCUGAGCCGGCCGCGCCGCCGGCCCAGCUGCCUCGACGACGAGCAGGGUCUCAACGAGCGCCUGUUGCGUAAGAUGCGCGGUGACAAGGGCGAGUUCUCGUCGGGGGCGGCGCAGCGGCGCUCCUCGGCCAGCCGCAUCGAGUCGGUGGCGGACGCCGCCGAGAGCAGCAUGGAGCACCUGGCGCGGGCCCGCUCCCUGCGCGCCAGCUCCGUCAGCCGGCUGCAGGCCACCCGCGACAGCAUGGAGCGCGACGCCAGAGCUAUCAGGGCGUCGUCUCUGUCGCGGCGCGCCGUGACGCCGUCGUUCAGCGAGGACCCGUACGCCGACAUUGACAUCCCGGAGGAGCUGACCCGUCCGCGCCGCCGGCCCGUCUCGCUGCAGCGCGAGAGCGACGCGCUGGUCUCGGCCGAGGAGGCCUCCGCCGCCAGCCGCGCCUCCAAGUAUCUGCGCUCGGUGCGCUCCGUCUCCGUGCAGAAGAUGAGCUCCUCGGAGCAGCAGACCAGCUCCCAGGAGAUCCGCUCCAGCGCGCGCGGCCGCUCGGCGCUGCGCAGCUCGGCCGCCGCCGCCGCCGACUCCGAGUACCUCGGCCUGGACGGCAACAAGGUGUAUGUGCCGCCGUGGCUGGAGAACCACCCGAUCCCGGACCCGCCGCAGCGGCGCGCGCCGCCGGCCGGCGCCAUCUGGCCCGAGAAGCGGCCCUUCUACGACCUCAAGAACGACUACGACGCCAUGCUCUCCUACAUGGGCGUCACCAAGGAGCUGAAGAAGGCCGUGGGCGCCGCCUAGGGAGGCUCGGAGGCCGGCGGGGGCGGACUGGCGGCGCCACUGACGGUCGGACAGCGGGGGCGUCCGGCCGACAGCGGGCGGCGCCGGCACCGGCCCGGACAGCGACUAGAUCGUCACGGAAUUCUCAGAAGCUUCCUCUGUUUCUUAAAACAUAGCCACGAACGCUUUUGUUAGUUCCCACGGAGUUACAGUUUUUACUAUCAGCACCGGUAGCUGUAGUUUGACUCGAAAGCUGCUGUGACAGAAUACAUUAACGAACGAACGAGAGGGACGUAGAACGUGCCUUGAGGCACAGCGGGAGGUCACUAUGAGGUAAUUUGUUUUUCUUUUUCACCAGAUGUAGUCAAAGUUCACGGUUAGGGACGGUACAGUGGUGGGGCCGUGUCUAGCCGUGUUCUUCUAUCCCCUUUCGCUGUGAAUCUUUAGGUCACCUACCAAGCGAGACUGAAGUACGAAUGUUUCACCCUGGUGUUUAGGGCCUUGCUCGGUCUCACCAAAGGAAUGCAUCCAAGUUCAAACAAUAAGAAAAGAGAAAUAAAUACAAUUGUGAUCUAGGCUAAAAUGAGACACGAGCUAGUAUCCCAGUAUCUGACCUGACCAGUGUAAAUACUUCCGCGUGACCUUGUUGACCUCCACAGACGUGUGUAAGAGAGCCCUCCCACCACCACCCUCCAUUCCUGCAUUUACCUUCCCAUGUGCUCCCAUGUAGAUUGGAUUGUUAUUAGGAGGAGACUGCCAGUGUUCGCAUCAACAUCCUCUGCGCGAGGUACGGACACCGACCGUUAAUAGAGUAUGCAUCUGUA
Molecule: messenger RNA, 2023 nt
Organism: Amphibalanus amphitrite
Lineage: Eukaryota; Metazoa; Arthropoda; Thecostraca; Balanomorpha; Balanidae
Exons: 4
Coding region: 219-1220 (333 amino acids)
Source: RefSeq, a predicted model, not a curated record